AUGUCUCCCUCAAUCUGCAACGUGGCUCUAGCCCUGGCCUUCGCAGCCACCGCACUGUCGGCUGUUCCUGGGGGAUAUGUGGGCUCUGGACGUUUGAUGGAUACACUGGUCGGUAGUCAGGAUUAUGUUGGGAGCUGUUUGGCCCAUUAUGCCGUUAACUAUUCGGAUACAUGCAUGUCCAUUGUCAACUUGCACCCCGACACCUUGAGCCUGAAUGAAUUCUACAAAUGGAACCCACAGGUCGAGAGCGACUGCUCAAAUCUUGUCCCGGGUGAGAAUGUCUGCUUACGCGCUGAUAGUCGCAGCUUUGGGAAUUAUCUGCCAGCAGCAAGCGGGGAGCACAUUAUGGGUUCCUGGUUGAAGGUUGAUGAGGAGCUUCGAUAA
Penicillium atrosanguineum is the source of this 384-nucleotide messenger RNA. RefSeq names its product transcriptional regulator family TF. The transcript has 3 exons. The record is from RefSeq and is a predicted model, not a curated record. NCBI's taxonomy places the organism in Eukaryota, Fungi, Ascomycota, Eurotiomycetes, Eurotiales, Aspergillaceae. The coding region runs from base 1 to 384 and encodes 127 amino acids.